Pediculus humanus corporis (human body louse) is the source of this 1233-nucleotide messenger RNA. Its product is annotated as Forkhead box protein D3, putative. The transcript is spliced from 2 exons. Gene Ontology annotation, biological process: anatomical structure morphogenesis; cell differentiation; regulation of transcription by RNA polymerase II. The coding region runs from base 1 to 1233 and encodes 410 amino acids. The record is from RefSeq and is a predicted model, not a curated record. NCBI's taxonomy places the organism in Eukaryota, Metazoa, Arthropoda, Insecta, Psocodea, Pediculidae. Gene Ontology annotation, molecular function: DNA-binding transcription factor activity, RNA polymerase II-specific; RNA polymerase II cis-regulatory region sequence-specific DNA binding.
AUGGACGAAACCGGUCGCCUGGUUAUAGGCUACCGCGAUUUGCAACAAUCACAAACGACGACUCCGAUAUUGAUUAAUCCCAUAUUGACGGUUCCUAUUAGAAACAGUGAAAUAUCAAAUUCGUCGGAAAGUCCGUUGGAUUUAAGGGGUAACGUUGGAGGAGAACAUUUAUCACCCAUGAGUCCGGUUUCCGUUUGUCGUUUGACCGAUAGCGAAGAAUCAGAUGUUAACGUGGAUUCGGACGAUGAGUGUUCGCCGUCUUUGAUGCAAGCGAGACACACCAUAGCAGAAUUUCACAGGCAUUUUGCAAAUAGUUUAGCCACGGAAAUGAAUCCGAAUCAACCGUCACCGGAAUCUCCGGAUCAAAACGAUGGCGGAUUGGAUGAAACGUCGCCAUCAUCGCCGACGGAUUCGAGUAAAAAAUCAUUGGCACUCGUUAAACCUCCGUAUUCGUACAUUGCUUUGAUCACCAUGGCGAUAUUACAGUCGCCUCGUAAAAAAUUAACAUUGAGUGGAAUUUGUGAAUUUAUCAUGUCUAGGUUUCCGUAUUAUCGUGAAAAAUUUCCCGCUUGGCAAAAUUCAAUACGUCAUAAUUUAUCACUUAACGACUGCUUUAUAAAAAUCCCGAGGGAACCGGGUAAUCCCGGUAAAGGAAAUUAUUGGACACUCGAUCCCAUGGCGGAAGACAUGUUCGACAAUGGUAGUUUUUUGAGAAGGCGUAAAAGAUACAAACGUCAACCCCCGGAUUUUGUACUUCGUGAACACCACGCAGCAGCAAUGUCUCAAUUUUUAGGGAGUUCCGAUCCAUAUCAUCACGCGAGCCUGUUAGGAUCUCAUCCUGCACUUCACAAUCCCUACCAGUACUUAUCUCCUCUUCCGCCGGCUAUACCUCUCCUAUCGCCGGCAGAACUCGCUCGCUUAUCAUUGGGACCACUGGUUUCGCCGACUCCAAAAAACUCUUCGAAUAAAAAUAAUUCGAUAACUUCUUCCGGUUGUACAAAAUCAAAUCAUAAAAAUGGAUUCACCAUCGAUUCUCUCAUAGGAAAAGUUGCCGGGGUAGCAAAUCAAAAUAAAGGAAAUAGUAAUAGAUUAAGUCCUAUUUCAUUAGCACAGCUUAGAUCCAGGCCCGAACUGGAAGUAACGGAAUCUUCGGAUGCUCAAGUGCCAACAACAGUCGUCACACGUAGCUUCGAUUCAGCAUUUGCUCCCUUAAGUGCGGGUUGGGCUCGGUGA